AUUCCUGAAGUGCUCCCAAAGUUCCUGAAACGUUCUUGAAACGCUCGUAAAGUAACUGAAACGCUCCUGAACUCUGAAUGAUCUCACCAUGCGACUCAGGAGUUGUUUUUCGAGCGUGUGAGUGCGUCGUUGCAGAAUGUCGACCAGCACAGAGCUGCCGUUACACUGCCCGACCUGUGGAGAGGCGUGUGGGUUUGGGGAACACCUUUCCAGCGUCCGCUCCUGCCAAAAACUCUGUCUGACCACUCGCCGGAGCUCUGAGGGCGGACUGAUGUCCCUUUACACCCAGCGAGAGAAUGAAAUCGACCGCCCCCUGCGGCUGGAGCUCCUGGAUGCCCUGAGCUUGGCUCGUCCACUCCGAAAGAUCCUCAUCCAGAGAGACUCGCCAUCAUCUCGGUCUCCAGUGCUGGCGGUCGCCGUGAGCUCCAGAGCUGCAGAAGCAGAGGCAGACACCGGACACACCGUGGCCCAGCUGGGAGUGCCGUGGCUGGGCAGGCUGGCACUGGAGGCCCGGCUUCAGCAGCUGGCACUGGAGGUGCAGGAGCGCGUGUCGCUCAAACUGGAAGCACUGCAGGACGAGGUGAAGCGGAGGAGCACGGAGGUGAGGCGGGCCAGGAGAGAGAGUGAGCGCAUGCACAGAGAGAAGCAGCAGGCGGAGGAGCGGGCGGCUGAACUGGAGCGGCAGGUGGACAUUUCCGUGGAGAUGCUGGCCAGCCUCAGAUAUGAACUGAGAGAGAGAGACGAACAACUGCAGCGCAAACAACAGGAAGUGUGUGAGCUGGACAGGUUUGUGCGAGACACGGCGCUCCAGGAAGCCAGUGCAAAGAUCCGUCUGCAACGCUUCAUCGAGGACCUGCUGGAGAGAGCCGAGAGAGCCGAGACGCAGCUGCAGAACCUCCACGAUGACGUCACUUCCCCUCACAGAUACCUGGCAGGAAGCAGAGCAUCCGGCUACCAGAGGAGUUACAGCGUGUCUGGGAUGAGCAGGAGAUCUUCGCAUGUGUCUGAUUACAGAGCCACUCAGUACUACAGGUUCGAGCGGAGGCCCCGCACGGUGUCGGUGGGUUCGGGCGGCUGUGAGGGUCACUGGGACGGACGGCAGUAUCAGCAUGUGCUGUGUGGAGCCGUUGAGGGGCCCGACAGCGGCUCCGAAUCACCCUGGAUGAUCCAACACACACACACUGACGCCGAUUCAGACAACUGGUCACUUUACACUGCAGACUCACAGGACGACAGACAAAAAACAGGAUGGAGUACAUGAAGUAGCACAGGUCUGGAUCUGCACUGGCGUGGGAACAGAUCCAGUGAAUCGGCCGUGUGUUCGGAGCGUCUGAGGCUCAAAGCGGCGCUCUUCUGUGUGUUCACUUAUCUGGACACGCGCUCGCUGCUCACCGCCGCUGAGGUGUGUAAGGACUGGUGCAGUGUCGCACGUCAUCCUGCUGUUUGGAUCAGAGUAACACUGGAAAACACACGAGUGUCAUCAAAGUUCCUGAUGACUCUGUCUCAGUGGUGCUCUCAGACUCAGUCUCUCGUUCUUCACAACCUCAAACCUCGAUCCCGUGGCAAGAAGGAGAGCAAAGACGAGUACUUGCGCAGCACCAGGGGUGGGCUGGAGGCGGGGCUGGAGGCGGUGCUAAAGGCAGCGGGGCGGAGUCUCGUCUCUCUGAGCGUCUCUCAUUGUCCCAACAUUUUGACGGACAGAUCUCUGUGGCUGGUCAGCUGUCACUGUCGCGCGCUGCAGUCGCUCACAUUCAGGAGCGCGUCGGAUCCGGCGGGACAGGAGGUGAUCUGGGCUCUGGGAGCGGGAUGCAGGAACAUCACGACGCUGCGCAUCGCUCCUCUACAGCCGUGCCUGCAGCCCGGUCGCUUCAGUAACCGCUGCUUGCAGACGAUUGGCCGAUGUUGGCCGAACCUGUGCCGUGCGGGGGUGGGCGGGGCCAGCUGCGGCGCGCAGGGAUUGGCCUCUCUGGCGAGGAACUGUGUGAAUCUGUGUGAGCUGGAGCUGCAUCACAUGAAUGAAGUGAACCAGGAGGCAGCGGCGGAGAUCUGCAGAGACGGUCUCCAGCUGCUGCACACGCUCAGCUUCAUCUCCACACCCGUCACCGCCAGAGCCCUCCUGCACUUCAGCAGUGCGUGUGUGAGUCUGAAGUGUGUGCUGGUUCAGUUGAGUAUCUCUGACUACUUUGAAGAUGCCGACAAUGAAGAAGCCAAGAGAUUAUUUGAGGAGAUCAUCAACAACCUACAGGCGUUGAGAAAGUGUCCGGCUCUGAGUGACGUUCUACAGAUCAGAGUAAAGAAACCCUGAGAAUCACGUCUGAUCAGCUUCUGAUUCACUCUCUCACACACACACACACACACACUCUCUCUCUC
Cyprinus carpio (common carp) is the source of this 2370-nucleotide messenger RNA. RefSeq names its product F-box only protein 41. The record is from RefSeq and is a predicted model, not a curated record. Gene Ontology annotation, molecular function: protein binding. Lineage: Eukaryota; Metazoa; Chordata; Actinopteri; Cypriniformes; Cyprinidae. The transcript has 13 exons.